GUCUAUAUCAACAAUGGCAAAGAAUAGUAAGCAAAGCAAGCCAAAACACUCGGCCAAGGAAUCCAAGAAGAGAGCUCACGCCGAAGUUGAGCAGGAUUCAAACUCCCCAGGCGAAGAAGAAUCUGAAAAGUUGACUGCUGAAGUCGAUGCUGAUUUCGAUGAAGUUGCCAAUUUGUUAGGCCAGGAUAUUAAAGACCCAGACGCAAAACGUAAAUCUAAGGCGGUUGAAGAACCAGCUAUUCCCGAAUACACUCCAGUGGAAUCCAGCGACAAGUCCAAGGAAGAAAACGAAGAGGAUGUAUUCUUCAAAGAUGCUGAAUUGUCUGAACCUACCAUGAAGGCUAUUACCGAAAUGGGAUUCACUAAGAUGACCAAGGUUCAAGCAAAGACCAUUCCUCCAUUGUUGGCUGGUCGUGAUGUCUUGGGUGCCGCCAAGACCGGGUCCGGUAAGACUCUCGCAUUCUUGAUCCCCGCUAUUGAAUUGUUGCACUCAUUAAAGAUCAAACCAAGAAAUGGUACCGCGGUUAUCAUAAUCACCCCAACUAGAGAACUUGCCCUUCAGAUCUUUGGUGUUGCCCGACAAUUAAUGGAGCACCAUUCCCAAACCUGUGGUAUUGUUAUUGGUGGUGCUGAUAGACGUGCCGAAGCUGUCAAGUUAGGUAAAGGUGUCAAUUUAUUGGUGGCUACUCCAGGUAGAUUAUUGGAUCAUUUGAAAAACACUCCAGGGUUCGUUUUCAACAACUUAAAGGCAUUAGUUAUUGAUGAAGCUGAUAGAAUAUUAGAAAUUGGGUUCGAAGACGAAAUGAAGCAAAUCAUCAAGAUCUUACCGAACGAAAACAGACAAAGUAUGUUAUUCUCCGCUACUCAAACUACAAAGGUGGAAGAUUUAGCGAGAAUAUCGUUGAGACCAGGUCCAUUGUACAUCAACGUCGUUCCAGAAACUGACGUAUCCACCGCCGACGGGUUAGAACAAGGGUAUGUUGUAUGUGAUUCCGACAAGAGAUUCUUGUUGUUGUUUUCCUUCUUGAAGCGUAACAUCAAGAAAAAGAUUAUUGUUUUCCUUUCAUCGUGUAACAGUGUCAAAUUCUACAGUGAGUUAUUAAAUUAUAUCGACUUGCCAGUGUUGGAUUUACACGGGAAACAAAAGCAACAAAAGAGAACAAACACAUUUUUUGAAUUCUGUAAUGCCAAGCAAGGUAUUUUAGUAUGUACCGAUGUCGCUGCUAGAGGAUUAGAUAUCCCAGCAGUCGACUGGAUUAUCCAAUUCGAUCCACCUGAUGAUCCAAGAGAUUAUAUUCACCGUGUUGGUAGAACAGCCAGAGGAACCCAAGGAAAGGGUAAGUCUCUUAUGUUCUUAACUCCGCUGGAAUUAGGAUUCUUGAGAUACUUGAAAGCUGCUAACGUUCCAUUAAACGAAUUUGAAUUCCCAAGUAAUAAGAUUGCCAAUAUUCAAUCACAAUUGGUGAAGUUGAUCAAGACUAAUUACUUGUUACACCAAUCGGCCAAGGAUGGAUACAGGGCCUAUUUACAAGCAUAUGCUUCACAUAGUUUGAAGACGGUUUAUCAAAUUGACAAAUUGGAUUUAGUCAAGGUAGGGAAAUCAUUUGGGUUUGAAGUGCCACCAAAGGUUAACAUAACCAUUGGUGCCAGUGGUAAGUCUAUAGAAAAGAAACACAAGAAACAAAGACGAGCUUAGUUGAUGAUAAAGUGUUGUUUGUAAAUUAGUAGAUACAUUAUUAAUAAAAGUCAAUAAG
Molecule: messenger RNA, 1754 nt
Organism: Spathaspora passalidarum NRRL Y-27907
Lineage: Eukaryota; Fungi; Ascomycota; Pichiomycetes; Serinales; Debaryomycetaceae
Gene: HAS1
Product: ATP-dependent RNA helicase
Exons: 1
Coding region: 14-1696 (560 amino acids)
Biological process (GO): maturation of LSU-rRNA from tricistronic rRNA transcript (SSU-rRNA, 5.8S rRNA, LSU-rRNA)
Cellular component (GO): nucleolus
Molecular function (GO): RNA helicase activity; ATP binding; nucleic acid binding
Source: RefSeq, a predicted model, not a curated record